Abrus precatorius (Indian licorice) is the source of this 747-nucleotide messenger RNA. RefSeq names its product bidirectional sugar transporter SWEET4-like. Gene Ontology annotation, molecular function: sugar transmembrane transporter activity. The coding region runs from base 1 to 747 and encodes 248 amino acids. Gene Ontology annotation, biological process: carbohydrate transport. The transcript has 5 exons. The record is from RefSeq and is a predicted model, not a curated record. NCBI's taxonomy places the organism in Eukaryota, Viridiplantae, Streptophyta, Magnoliopsida, Fabales, Fabaceae. Gene Ontology annotation, cellular component: membrane.
AUGGCUGCAGCAGAUAUUGCUAGAACAGUAGUUGGCAUAAUAGGAAACAUCAUCUCGGGCUUCUUGUUCUUGUCCCCAGUGCCAACUUUUAUGGAAAUAUGGAGGAAAGGAUCAGUGGAGCAGUUUUCUCCAGCACCAUAUCUAGCGACGCUAGUGAACUGCAUGGUUUGGACCCUGUACGGUCUACCCAUGGUGCACCCACACAGCCUUUUAGUGGUAACCAUAAACGGCUCAGGGUGCGUCAUUGAGAUCAUCUACGUUACACUCUUCUUGAUCUACUCUAACCGAAGCAAGAGGCUCAAGGUGUUCUUGUGGCUGUUAGUGGAACUCAUUUUCAUCACAGCCCUCACCCUUGUCACAUUAACUCUCGUCCACUCCCUCAAGAAACGAUCUGCCAUCGUUGGAACCACUUGCAUUCUCUUCAACAUUAUGAUGUAUGCUUCACCUUUAGCUGUCAUGAAACUGGUGAUCAAGACCAAGAGCGUUGAGUACAUGCCGUUUUUCAUCUCUCUGGCCUCCUUUGGGAAUGGCGUGGCUUGGACUACUUAUGCUCUCAUCCGUUUCGACCCAUUCAUUACCAUACCAAAUGGGCUUGGAACAUUGUUUGCGGUCGCGCAGCUGAUUUUGUAUGCCACCUAUUACAAGUCAACGAAGAGGCAGAUAGCGGCAAGGAAAGCCAACGUAGAAGUGGACCUGUCGCAGGUGGUGGCUGGUAGUGACGGCCAAGGAUCCAAACCAAAUUAUUGA